Molecule: messenger RNA, 1314 nt
Organism: Thlaspi arvense
Lineage: Eukaryota; Viridiplantae; Streptophyta; Magnoliopsida; Brassicales; Brassicaceae
Source: the annotation of a GenBank genome assembly
AUGGUAAGAUAUACCACAUACUACAUUUUAGGUACUCCCAAGCUGGAACGCCAGUUGUUAAAGUGGCCUCCUCUUACGAUGCUGAAGCUCGAGAUACCCCCGACUCCAUGCCAGCCAACAAAAGAACCAACAUUUAUUCCAGUAGUGGUUGGUCUUCUAGACUCAAGUGGGAAAGACAUUACACUUUCCUCUGUUUAUCAUGAUGGUACACCGCAAGCCAUUUCAAGCAGCAGCACAAUUCUUCGAGUGACUAAGAAAGAAGAAGAGUUUGUGUUCUCUGAUAUAUCAGAAAGACCUGUUCCAUCCCUAUUUAGGGGAUUCAGUGCCCCAGUUCGCGUUGAGACUGAUCUCUCCAGUGAUGAUCUUUUCUUCCUCCUAGCCCAUGAUUCAGAUGAAUUCAAUAGGUGGGAGGCAGGUCAAGUUCUGGCAAGGAAGCUCAUGCUGAACUUAGUUUCUGACUUCCAGCAAAAUAAACCGUUGGUUCUAAACCCAAAGUUCGUGCAAGGUCUCGGCAGCGUGCUUUCUGACUCGAGCUUGGAUAAGGAAUUUAUAGCCAAAGCAAUAAUAAUGCCUGGGGAGGGAGAGAUAAUGGACAUGAUGGACGUGGCGGAUCCCGAUGCUGUUCAUGCUGUUCGAGAGUUUGUCAGAAAACAGCUUGCAUCUGAACUUAAAACUGAGUUUCUAAAGAUAGUCGAGAACAAUAGAAGCACUGAAGCUUAUGUCUUUGACCACCCAAACAUGGCGCGGCGUGCUUUAAAGAAUGUAGCGCUAGCUUAUCUUGCAUCUCUCGAGGAUCCAGAGUUUGUGGAACUUGCAUUGAGUGAAUACAAGACGGCCACCAAUUUGACCGACCAGUUUGCUGCUUUGGUGUCUCUUUCCCAAAACCCGGGUAAAACCCGUGACGACGUUCUUGCUGACUUCUAUGACAAGUGGCAGGACGAUUACUUGGUUGUUAAUAAAUGGUUCCUCCUUCAAGCGACAUCUGACAUUCCUGGCAACGUGGAGAAUGUUAAGAAGCUUGUGGAUCAUCCAGCUUUUGAUCUGCGCAAUCCGAACAAGGCAAGGUUCUGUGGUUCUGUGGUGAAUUUCCAUGCCAAAGAUGGAUCGGGUUACAAGUUCUUGGGCGACAUUGUUGUCCAGCUAGACAAAUUGAAUCCUCAGGUUGCGUCUCGUAUGGUGUCUGCCUUUUCGAGGUGGAAGCGGUACGAUGAAGCCCGGCAAGCUCUAGCCAAGGCGCAAUUGGAGAUGAUAAUGUCAGCAAACGGAUUGUCUGAGAAUGUGUUUGAGAUUGCCUCCAAGAGUUUGGCUGGUUAA